Molecule: messenger RNA, 1808 nt
Organism: Guyanagaster necrorhizus
Lineage: Eukaryota; Fungi; Basidiomycota; Agaricomycetes; Agaricales; Physalacriaceae
Product: cytochrome P450
Exons: 11
Coding region: 1-1527 (508 amino acids)
Molecular function (GO): oxidoreductase activity, acting on paired donors, with incorporation or reduction of molecular oxygen; heme binding; iron ion binding
Source: RefSeq, a predicted model, not a curated record
AUGACAUACAUAUCGUCUCUGUGGUUUCUUACUGCCGUGGCUGUCGUCACCUUUACCAUCGUUGGUCGCAUCCGUAGCUCUUGGCGCAAGCUCCCACCUGGACCUAGAGGUCUUCCUCUCAUUGGCAAUAUUCUCCAGCUUCGUGGGAAACAAUGGCUCACAUUCACCGAGCUCGGAAAGAAAUACGGCGACCUCAUGUACUUCAGUAUAGCCGGACAACCUCUCGUGGUCAUCAACUCCCUCAAAGUUGCAACAGAUCUCUUCGAUCGUGCAAAAUUUUCCGAUCGCCCUCGCAACAUCGUCGCCUCAGAUAUAAUGACUGGAGGAAUGUUCGUCGCGUUCGCUCACUACGGAAAUGCAUGGCGGCAUAUGCGCAAAGCAGCUCAUGAGGGCCUCAACAAAGCGAUCGUCAACCAAUACCAUCCAAUACAGAUCACAGAAGCCGUUCUCCUCACAGCUGACUUGUUGGCGGAACCCGGACGCUGGGUGUCGCACGUUCGCCGCACCGCCGCAUCUUCUAUCAUGUCCAUUGUAUACAAUAGGCCUCCAACUUCGGAACAAGACCCAUCGAUCAAAAAGAUCAAUGACUUUACCACACGGUUAACUCGUGCUGCUAUGCCUGGUGCUCACCUUGUGGAGUCUUUCCCCUGGAUGCUGCGUAUCCCUAGCAAAUACGCAAAAUGGAAAAGAGAUGCAGAGGGCUGGUACGCCAAGGAUUCGUCCAUGUUCGAAAGCCUCUUCAACAGCGCCAAAGGUGAGGAAAGCCCCAGCUUCGCGGCUACUCUGGCUCAAGCUGCCGGAAGACAUGGGCUGACUGAACACGAAAAUUCUUGGCUAGCGGGGACCAUGUACGCAGCUGGUGCUGAGUCGAGCUCAGCGGCCAUGUCCUGGUGGAUGCUCGCCAUGGUCUUGUACCCCGAUGUGCAGAAACGGGCCCAAGCAGAGCUCGAUAUGGUCGUCGGUCGUGAUCGACUCCCCACAUUCGCCGACUACGAGUAUUUACCCUAUGUCCGUGCAAUGGUCAAGGAAACUCUCAGAUGGCGUGCAGUGUUUCCAGGGCUUCCUCGUCGAUCGACAGAGGAUGAUGUAUAUAACGGAUACUUCAUCCCCGCCGGUAGUAUUCUCAUUGCCAACGUCUGGCAUAUCAACAGAAAUCCAGAGAACUAUGGACUUGACGCCGAACACUUCAAUCCUUCCCGGCACCUCGAUGAGACAGGUCAACUGGCUUCGGGACUCUCAGGCACUAAGGAAGAAAACCAUGUCUCCUUCGGUUUCGGACGGCGCAUCUGCGUUGGACGACAUAUCGCUAACGAUACGUUGUUUGCUGUCAUAGCCACAUUGCUUUGGGCUUUGGACAUUGAACGCGCCACGGACGAGAAAGGUGCUCCUCUUCCUUUGGAUGCUGACGGAUGUAUCGAAGAUGGAGUGGUCAUUCGCCCGUUGCCUUUCGAGGUCAAGAUAUCUCCAAGAUUUUCAGAAGCGCAGGCCAUCGUGGAACGCGGGCGGGAGCUUCUUGGCCACUACUAGGAAGAGGAGAUUCAGUAGUUUCUUUGUCUUUGCAAUAUGCGUGCACUUCACCGUAAAGAACGCAAGAUGUCAAAGUCGUAAAUUCCAUAGGUUGUUUCUUCAUAUUCGCAUGUAAUGAGAAUAUUCGCCAAGGACAUGGAUUUGGUAACCAUGGAAGGCCUACGUUAGAUUAUGCUUGGGCGCUGUCUGGAAGCAUUCUACUCUUAGCCAACCAGGACGUAUCCGUACGAUUGGGGAGAUUUUGUGAUACAACGAGGGCUAACUUAUCGAAAUUCGAUACC